Molecule: messenger RNA, 1059 nt
Organism: Thrips palmi
Lineage: Eukaryota; Metazoa; Arthropoda; Insecta; Thysanoptera; Thripidae
Product: apolipoprotein D-like
Exons: 7
Coding region: 135-938 (267 amino acids)
Source: RefSeq, a predicted model, not a curated record
GCCGGGGCCGCGGCGAGCACCGCGCUCCGCGGCAGUCGCGACUGGAACUCGCGUGGAGCCUGUGGAACCUGUGGAACCUGUGGAGAAGAGGAGGCCGCACCGACUGCCGACUUCACAACGCCGCGCGCCCCACGAUGAACGGAGUGACGAGUAAGAUGGUGCUGGCGCUGGCCGUGGUGGUGCUGGGCCUGGCCGGCCCCGCCGCCAGCCACAAGUACUUCUACAGCGGCUCCUGCCCCCAGAUCGACAGCCUCAAGGACUUCGACAUGGCCAAGUUCCUCGGGGACUGGUACGUGAACCAGCAGACCUCGUCGUCGGCCAGGUGCCUCAUCAACAACUACGCGCUGAACCCGGACAAGCCCGGCACCUUCAAGCUGGAGCAGUCGAGCGUGCACCAGGUCUUGGGGCUCACUUCCAGGGACGGCCGCUGGAGGUACUACGGCGAGGUCGGACCUCGCGAAAACGCGACGGGGAAGGGUGACCUCCAGGUCAAGUACUCCCUCAACCCUGGCACCGCCAAGUACACCAUCCUGGCCACCGACUACGACAACUACGCCUCCAUCGUGUCCUGCCAGGACCUCCCCAUCGGCUACCGCAUCUCCUCCUCCAUUCUAUCCCGCAAGAGGACCCUCGACCCCAAGCUGCUCGAACAGGCACGCAACAUUCAAAGCAAGAAUGGCAUGGACAUCGAAAUACUGAACCCACUGCAGCAGGGCGAGGAGGAGUGCCAGCCCCCGAAGUCUGGCGAAGGUUUCCACGGGGCUGUCCAGCGUGCCGGUGACGUCAUCAACCAGGGCGUGCAGGCUGUCAAGGACGGAGCCAUCAAGCUGUACAACAAGGUCAGAGGAAAGGACGGAAGUGCUGAGAGUAUGGAGGCAGCCGCUGGAAACUACACCACCGUGCUUGGAGUCAACAAAGACGCUGAGUGGCUACCCUAGACGUGUCUUUUUUUUUGUUCAUCCUCUUUAAAAAGUAAGAAAUUAAUUGUAUAGACUGACAGAUUUUUAAAAGUGAAAUAAAGUACUUGUAAGUAAAGGCAAAGGGUGUGGAAAAAAAAAA